This is a messenger RNA of Selaginella moellendorffii, 1236 nucleotides long. RefSeq names its product GDSL esterase/lipase LIP-4-like. The coding region runs from base 97 to 1206 and encodes 369 amino acids. The record is from RefSeq and is a predicted model, not a curated record. The transcript has a single exon. NCBI's taxonomy places the organism in Eukaryota, Viridiplantae, Streptophyta, Lycopodiopsida, Selaginellales, Selaginellaceae. Gene Ontology annotation, molecular function: hydrolase activity, acting on ester bonds.
AGUAGGAUCUUUAUAAAAAUAUAUUGCAAGCUCUAAUUUUACCGACGAUUCGAAGGAUAUAAACGACUCCUCGAGCUCUAAACUCAGCACGCAACAAUGGCUUCUCUUCUAGCUUUGCUUUCUUUCUUCUUGAUUGGCUCCAUCGUCGUCCAGGCUGCAGUGUAUCCUUACGUGAUUCCCAACGCGGUCUUUGGCUUCACGGACUCUCUCUCGGACACGGGCAAUCUCAAGCUCGCCUUGCCUGGCGCUGUUGAUGCCGACUAUCCACCUUAUGGCAUGACCAUCGGCGAGGUCACUGGCCGCUUCUCCGACGGCUACCUCAUCAUCGACUUCUUGAACACGCGCUUCACGGGCGUGAUGGAGAAGCCGAGCCUGGCCAGGGACCCCAGCGACACGACCUAUGCCAGCCUCGGCUUUGGUUCUGCUGGAGCCACCGUUCUCCCCCAGCCGUAUCCCAACAUGAAUCCUGAUAUCCUUCCAGCUCAAGUCGCGCAGUUCCUCGGCUACCAGCAGCAGGUCGUCAGCUCCAACGCCACCGCCGCCCGCCUCUUCAGCAACGCGCUCUACUACAUCGAGAUCGGUGGCAACGACAUCAACUUCGCUCUCGUCCCUGGGAACCUGUCGUACGAAAGCAUCGUCCAGAACGUCAUCCCCAGAGUCGUCCAGAGCUUGAAGGAUUCCAUCGCCAACCUCCAUGUCAAUGGCUCUGCUGUCCACUUCCUCAUCUUCAACAUGCCUGCUGCUGGCUGCACCCCGAUCUAUCUCGCCAGGGGCAAGUACUCCGCCAAAGACGAGCUGGGAUGCGUCAUUGAUGCGAACAGCCUUGUCCAGGCCUUCAACGAGAAGAUCAGGGAGACCGUGGAUGCCCUGCGCUGCGAGUACCCCUCUGCCAACUUCAUGUACUUCGACUUCUACGAGGCCAGCGUCGACUUCUUGAGGAACUCGUACGAGCUGGGAUUUGUGAACGUCGAUAGUGCCUGCUGCGGUGGUGGAGGCGACUACAACUGCAAAGCUGGACUGGUUGGCUGUGGCUGCGAUAGAACCGUGACGCCUUGCAGCGAUCCCAACAAGUAUAUGAGCUGGGACGGAAUUCACUACACCCAGCAUUUCUACGGGGUCAUGGCUGACAACAUCUUGAGGAGGCAGUACAUCGACCCCCCUACUCCACUGCUUCAAAACGUGCCAUCAACUUGCUCCACCUACUAAUCCCAAGUUCUUAUAUGCACUGCUUCAAGA